Molecule: messenger RNA, 4829 nt
Organism: Danio aesculapii
Lineage: Eukaryota; Metazoa; Chordata; Actinopteri; Cypriniformes; Danionidae
Exons: 4
Coding region: 65-829 (254 amino acids)
Source: RefSeq, a predicted model, not a curated record
UCUAAAUCCACACGCGUGGGAAAAGGACAGAAGAAAACAAUGCUAAACAAACCGCUAAACUAAAAUGGGCUCAGAGGAAAUGAUUUUUAAAUGGACUGAUGCCAACACGGCAGAUCUGAUUGUGUGGAGAGUCACUAACAACAGUCUGUUUACUGGCAGGAGAAAUGCAGCCAUUAAAGCAUACGAGUUGUAUGUGAAAGAGAAACAACUGCAAGGGAAAGUGGCACCUACGUGGGUUCGAAAGAAAUGGGAGAAUCUAAAACAGAAGUAUAAGGACCUCAAAAGCAUUCGUACGGCAGAGGGAGAGUCAGCAUCUGCGACCUGGAAGUGGUAUUCAGUGAUGGAUGGAGCGAUGAACAGCGAGAACCCAAUCACCCACAUCAUCACUCCCGUCCGCGUGACCUUACCGGCCCAGGAUGCUCCUCCCACCAAGCAGAGGAAACAAGCGGAUUGGCUGAUGGCCCUGCGAGAAGUGGAGAAGAGGCAGGAGGAGAGAGAAAGGCAAGCGGCGGAGAGAGAAGACGAGAGAGACCGCCGCUCCGCCGCCAGAGAAGACGAGAGAGACCGACGCGCUCUGGAGAGAGAAGCCGAAAGAGAUCGAAGAGCUGCGGAGAGGGAAGAAAUCAGAGAGAGACUGGUGCUGGAGAGGGAGGAGAGGAGAGAGCGGGAAAUGUUUGCUCGAGAGGAGCGCUGGGAGAAAGAGAUGCUGGCUAGAGAAGAGCGACAGGAAAGAGACUACAGAGAAAGAGAGGAGAGGAGGGAAAGAGAAGCCGCAGCUAGAGAAGAAAGGCUCUUUAAAGUCCUCGAGACAUUUCUGGCCAACAAGUAAAUCUCGUACACGUACUCAAAACUCAAAUGGCAAGACAUUUUUAAAGGGAUAGUUCACCCAAAAAUGAAAAUUACCUCAUCAUUUACUCUCUCUCAUGUGGUUUAAAACCUUUUAUUUCUUUUGUUGAACACAAACCAUGAUAUUUCGACGAAUUGACUUCCGUAGUAGGAAAAACGUUUACUAUGGAAGCCAAUGGGUCCCAGCUACCAGCAUUUUUCAAAAUAUCUUCUUUUGUGUUUAACGGAAGAAAGAAACUCAAUGAUGAGAGUGAACUAUCCCUUUAACAUUUAAUUUACAAAACAUACUAGUUUCUGCUUUCAUGCUAAUGCCCAUUUUUUAGCCUCCACUCCCAUUAGAGUAAUUUAUGGUAAAUACUGUAGUGUUUUUUUUAACCAAACUAUAAUAAAAUACUUGAAUAAAUAAAUUAAUACCCAAAUACGGUACUACAUUUUCAGCAACAGUAUAUAUUGUAUUACAAUACACCACAGUUUAUUGUUAUAAUAAAGUAUAAUAUAUACAGUACAAUACAAUUCAAUAGUAUUCAAAAACACUAUAUCAUUUACCAUGCGUUACCAUAACAUUUUUUAAUGAGGGUUGCAUCUUUUCCAUUAAGCACUAGUACUUAUUCAUUAGUUUUAAAACGUAGUAACACUUUUUUAUUAGAUUUUUAUUCAUUAGAUUAUUCAAUAGAUACUAGUACUUAUUUGUUAGUUAAUAGUACUUAUUCAUGUGCUGUAAGUUGGUAUCCACUAGAUACUAUUGAUUUUUUUUUAUUAGAUACUAGUCCUUAUUUAUCAUACUAUUACUUAUUAAUUAGAUACUGAUAUUUAUUUCAAUAGUAGUUACUUUAUUUGUCUGGUAAGAAACUGUACUUUUUUGCCAUUGACUUCUAUGGGGAUCUGUCAAUAAGAUGUCAACUAGUUUUUAUUACGUGUUAGGAUUUGUUCAUUUUAUUGCAUAUUUUAUUUAGGUACCGGAACGUAUUUAAUAGAUACUAGCACUGAUCUAUCAGUGAAUACUACUCACAACACACUGGCAACUAAUCGCAACAGCCUUUGUUUACUCUUAUGGUAUGACUGGUCUGAAGGGCUAAAGUAGAAUUUAAGAGUUCAAUUCAAAAUUUUAAUAAAAUAAAAAUAUAAUAAUAAUAUUUAAUAGGUAUGCAAAUCUAAUAAUAUAUACUAUAGUCUGAAAAUGUAAACAUAAAUGCACUAAUCUAAAUUUAAAUGUAAACUAGUUAGCGGUGUUGGGCAGAUUACUUAUGAAUUGUUUUCAGUUACAGAUCACAUAUUACAUUACAAAAUUUGCAGUUUGUAAUACAUUAAUAAUAGUAAAAUAUAAUACUCUAUAAUCUAUAUAAUUAGAUUACACAUUUAUGGUAACGUAACUUCGACCGACUACUUUUGGAUUACAUUCAGAUUACUUUUUUGCUGACCUUUAUAUUUAAACGAUACAAAGACAAAAUAGUAAAUUCUUAAUCCCAAAAUAACAGUUUUCUUAAAAACAGAUUCUUUUUAGAGUGAAAUGUAUGGACAGUAAUAAUACAUAAAUAUAAAACAGAAAUAUUUUGGGGAAUUAACGAAUUUUGAACAAGCUACCGCCAUUGUGAUCCUCAUAAAAGUCAAAUUCGUUAUUAGUAGCAACAGUUACUAGUCACCAUGUAAAAUAUGUACAAAUGAAUGUUAAAUACUGGUAUCUGUUGAAUAAGUACAAAAGAUAAUAGUUGCUAAAAGGUAAGUACUAGUAGCAUGAAAAUAGAUACUAAUAAGGUUUUUAGAUUAAAUGUUAAAGCUUGCCAUACUCUGGUAAUCUUACAUUCCAAAUUGCCUAUUUUCUACUAAUAAACAAUUUUGCAUUGCCAUCAUCUGUCUAGCUCUUUUUCAAUCAGAAAAGUAAGUAAUACUCUAGAAUGCACAUUUAUGGUAAUCUGACUACUUUUGGAUUACAUUUACUUUACUUUCGUGCUGAGCUUUAUGUUUGAAGGAUACAAAGACAAAAUAGUCAAUUAUUUAUCUUAAAACAAGUUUCCAGACAACAGCUUCAUUUUAAAGUGCAAUGUGUGGACAGACUGUAAUAAUACAUUGCAUAAAAAAUACAAUUGUUAAAGGUGUUGUAUGUAAGAUUUUAACUCUUCUAAAGCACAAAAAUACAAUAAUAUGUUUGCAGAUAUUUAAGAAACAUGCAAGUGAACAUUCUUGUUUAUCUGAAAAAUAAUGCUGAAGCCAGAUAUUCUGCUUUGAAAAUGUGUGUUACGUGCUGGAACGCUGUCUUUGUUUUGGUUCUUUUAACCUGCCCACUACCAGUUUAGCCAAUUAUAUUUCAGCACCCCGGGUUGCCUUGUUGUAAAACAGCGUAUUUCAUUUAUUUAGUCAGAAAGGCUCUCAAAGCAUGCGUUUGUGACCGAAAUGCGACCUCUGGUGGACAGAAGCAGACUCUGAAAUGAGACGCAGAUUUAGAUUUCCACUAAAAGUUAUUAAAUAGGAAAUAAUAUAAAUAUUACUAACGUAAACAUUAGGUAAGCAGUUUACAUUGUAACCCUGUGUCCUAACAACACGAUACUUGAUGAGAUUUGCAGUGAUGAGCAAUUUGGCUGUUUGCACCAGACAAAACACGACAGAAAUUUAAAUACAGCCAUUCAGAAGCACAGAAUAUGCUCUCACCCACGAAAUGGUAAGGUUUAUAAUCUAUUUAAUACAUAUUAAACCUCUUUAACAUUAAUAAAUGUACAUGCUGAAUCACUGACACGUGUUGGUUUUGAGAUUUUCUAAAGUUCAAUUUCAAAUGGUUUAUUUUAUUGUCAAGAUCUGAGGUGAACUAUCUGCUGCUACUUUCAGUAGUUUGGCCAUAAAUGUCAUGUAAAAUGACAUUCAAACUCUCAUUAUUAGCAUUUAAAACUGAAUAAAGCACAUGAGGUUUACCUGAGGUGGUCAUUGUCAUAGUUUUCUGUUGUUAAGCUGCAAGAAAUGGAAGCCGUUUCUAAUAUAUUCGAGGUGUUGGUUAAAACAAAACCUCUUUUAUUAUGGAAAAUAUUCCUUCUAUUGUGUGCCGUUGUUUUUAUUUAGUAGACGGUUCAAAUCAGCCUUUCGGCUCGAUAAUCAGACUCACUCCUGUUGGUCCUCAAUCUGGCAAUCUGCACUAGCAUUCGUUUUGAUCCAGGAAUGCAAUACCUAGUUCAACCACUGGGUGUCAAACUUAAAUGAACUGUAGUUCGAGUAUUCUAAAAAGUACUUGACAAAGGAAAUAUUGGGGCAGCAAUAUGUGCAAAAACAGAAAGAUUUCUUAUUUUUAAAAAAUCAUCUACAAUCGAAACGAGUCCCAAUUGAGACAGAUCUGUUAAAAAAAAAGGAAUUUGCAUGCCAGGCCAGUAGCUAGCAACAGCCACUGUUGUCAUGUAAUGCUUGUAAAAAGAUGCAUAUAAACUUGUUACUCUAGUUGAAAAUAAUGUUGCAUAAAUGUUUGUUUGAUAAUGCUUACACAAAACCAAAACAUGUUUCAUUUAAUAAUUAUAAUGAUUAUGAUAAACCAACAAGCCAUGAUUAAAUAAUUUAUUAUUGAAUAAAUCUAACAGAUAUCUGCACAUUAGACGAAAAACAACAAAUGCACAGAGCAGAGACACAGAAACAUAAAAUAGCUGAGCUUUAACAUCCUGAAUACAAGGUUAUGGGAUAGUUAACACUCAAGUUACAGUAUCACCAUCAAACUUGCAGAAAGAUUAGUGAAAAAAAUAUACUGACAGGUAAAAAAAAAAGCUGAAUUAUGUCAAAGAAUAAAGAAGAAAAUAGUCAGGACAACAGUAGAUGCUUAGAAUAUUUAUAUUGAAAUAUAUUCAUAUGUAUUUAUAGUAUUUAUAACAGUUUUUUUCCUCUGAAGUUUGGCAGGUGCUUUGAAUUUGUCUUUGCAAACAAAUAUUUGGCAACAGACUUUGCAUCAAUAUAAUACAAGCAUCUUUUUUUUACUGAAAAUAAAGCAUUUGUAAUAGUCUGAAUAUCUCAUUUCUAUA